Messenger RNA from Ruditapes philippinarum (Manila clam), 3109 nucleotides. RefSeq lists its product as uncharacterized. NCBI's taxonomy places the organism in Eukaryota, Metazoa, Mollusca, Bivalvia, Venerida, Veneridae. The coding region runs from base 160 to 2772 and encodes 870 amino acids. The record is from RefSeq and is a predicted model, not a curated record. The transcript has 2 exons.
AUCGUUUAACUAUUUUGAACGAAGAGUUGUCUCGCUUUAAUCUGAUACAACCAAACAUAAAAAUCAAUACAUUAACGACAGUUGCUAGCGUUGCCCUGUUAAUCAGUACGUAUUUUAAACCUUGUGUUUCACCAGAAAGGAAAUAACUUGUCGCUGAAGAUGGCUAUUCCAAGUUUUGCUAAAGCGGUCUCUAAUUGUUUGUCUCAUGUUCUUGAGAAUGUCGGUGUAAAUGAAGAGACAGUGGCAAAACGACGAGAGCUGUACCACCAAUCUGAAGUUAUAAAAGAGAUAGGGAAUAAUCUGAUGGCAAAGUAUUUUAACAUUCCAUCUUUUAAGAAUUACAAAAUAUGCCAUUUUGGAAGUAGAAUUGAAGGUUCAACAACAUUGGGUAUAAAUUCUGACAUCGAUCUGGUCUACUUGUGCCCUUCCCUGUAUUCGAUCGUACAGUCAAAUGUAAAGAACACACAAUGUUUGUUUAAGGUUAUGAUAGAGAAAUCAGCACCAAAUGGAUAUUGCAAACUUAAAGCAUAUGCAGUACCUGAACGUUAUGAACGUUAUUUUGUUGAUCAUAAGGGCGAUCGUUUUAUUCCGUACGCUCACAUAGAGGAACACUUCCAAUUUACUAUGGAUAUGAGUGGAUUAUCACCAAUGAUAAAGAAUGGGCCUUCAUCAAGUGAAAGAAACACUGAUCAUAUCAAAGCAAUCCUAGUACCUAGCAAUCUGUUGAUGUCAAGUGAAAUCAUAAAACGGUUUCAUUCAUAUUCAUGGCCUACAAAACAACUUAUUGACAAAGUAAAAGAGGUAAAUGGUCUGGUUGUACCUAUUGGCCACCCGCAAAGUGAAACUGCUAACAUCGAGUGGCGAUUAUCUUAUUCGUUUGCAGAGAGGUUGUUCAUAUUUGAUUUCAAUAUAACACAGCUGAGAUGUUUAGUUAUAUUAAAGCUGAUAAAGAAAACGUUCCUUCAACCGAUUGUAGGUGAUAAGUUUACAAGUUAUCACUGCAAAACAAUAAUGUUUUACACGAUAGCGAGAACUUCACCAUCCCUUUGGAAAAGGGAUCGUUUGUUGGACUGCAUAUCAAGCUGUUUAUCUACACUUCAACAUUUUCUGUCGAGUCAUUAUUGUCCUCAUUUCUUUGACCCUUCUGUGAAUUUGUUUAUUGGAAAAAUGACUCCGUUGUUCUGUAAAAGGCUAAGUAAAAUUGUAGAGGAUCUUCUAAAUGGAAAUCUACUAUGCCUGUUACAAAUUCGAGUUGAUGAUAUAGGACUAAGAAUGCUUAAUCACCGAUCAAUAAUAAGUCCAAGCUUCUUUCUGCCACGAGAAUAUAUUGAAAAGCGAAUCAUUGCAGAAAUAAUAUUUGACAGAAACCAAUAUUUUAUUGAAUAUUCAAGGUUUCCGUAUGUAUAUAUGUUUAAAGCAAAACAAACAUUGAAGAAACAGACAAUUAUUGGAUUUAGGUUAAUUAAAGAACUUCUAAACAUUAUUGCUAACAAAGCUGACACGGAGCAAGUUGUAGCUAAGCUAAUGCUGCCGCACUAUUUGUUGAAACAUGCCUCACUUUUAGCAGCAUAUAGAAUAAAAAAGAAGCAGCCAAUAUCAGAAGAUAUCGUGGAUAUGUUCAGAAUCGGAUUUCAGACUGAUGCCACAUCGAGCAGAUUAAAACUAGCGUCAGUAUUCUGCUGUAAUUCGGAAUACGAUAAAUCCUUACAGGUUUUAAAUGAACUUCGUAAAAUAUAUUUUUCUGACACUUUUAAUUUACCGGCGUGUUUUAUGUACUUACAAGCACAUUCAUCAUUGUGGAAUGAGUACUACAAAAUGUCCGAGUACACACUCGGUGAUAUCUGCAGCAGUGAGGCAUAUUCCUUUUGUGUUGAGUUUAAGAGAAAAGACAUUUGGUGUUGUCCAUUAGGACUGAGACGGUCUGUUGCAUAUUUUCGGACCAGUAGAUUGCCAGACGUUAAUGAUAACAACUCAUUUCAUAAAAAGUUUGGCAUUGAACUAGACUCAAAUGUAGUAUUUCAUUACCUCUGUUAUCUGACAUAUUCAGAAUUGGCAGAAAACGAAAGCAAGAUAGACGCUUUAAAAGCUUUAACACACAAAAUAAUAGGAAAUCCAAAAACAUGGAGUAAAUAUUUCUUUGAAAUUGCUAACAGUGAGGAAUUGGAAAUAGUAACUUUAUACAGAAAGUUGGUGCUAAUGGAAAGCGAAAUCGACAAAAAUGAUUCAAACAUAUGUAAACUCCUAAAUAACUUUAGGGUAGAUCCAUUUGGAAGCAUACGCCAAUGUCUUCGGUAUACAUUUGAACGAAACUCAUCUAUUCAACAUACUGGAUUGGCUUUGAUCUUGAUUGGAUAUUCCUUUGAACUGGAAAACAAAAUGGACUUUGCAAGUGCUUUUUACUGGUUUUCAUUUAUUAUUGACGCGGAAUCCGCUGCAGAUCAGCAUUUGCGAAGGGUUUGUCCUCUCAGAGCUAUUUAUGAGUAUUUUACAGACUUUUACAACGAUAUUGACGACAUGGCUACUUCCAUAGAGCUUGAGAUAAAGUUGAUACCUGAAAUAGUUGAAGCAUUUGUCAACCUGAUGCGAGCUAAUAUAUAUCUUGGCCUCUUAGAAGAAACAGAAUUUCAAGAAGGUACAUACAGAGCACGAUGUUGUGUUUGCCUACUGAAUGCACUUGUUAAAAAUAAAGACAGACACGAAAGCGAACCUCUUGAAGUGUUCCCUACUGGUCUUCAAAUUGUACAAGCAACUCAAAACAGCAUACUUUUGUAGAUUGUUCCUUAGCUUGUUUUGAGGCGAUCUGUAGUAUGAUUGCUUAUACUGAUUCUGUAACGCGGUAAUCAACAAGCACAUGGAGUGAUAUUUCAACGGAAUAACUUAAUCAUACAUUAUUUCCUUACAAACAUGAACUCUGCAAAUUGUAUUAAGAAAUUCUCAACAAAACAAAACAUUUACAUUUCCUGUAGAAAUGGUACUAGUUCUAGGCAUUAGAAAUCGGUUAAUCAAGCUUAAGAAUACGGAAACUUCGUUCAAACGUAUUAUUUUCCUCAGUUAAAAGAAAUGUAUUAUGAUUCAAACAAAUAAAGGUAUUUAAUUUAAGUCAAUGCAA